AUAGACGGUUGUUGACAUGAAUGGACAAGGUUGAGUUUGGACAACCAAUAAAGAGAUAUUUGAUUUUAAUCAUCCAACCAUGCAACCAAACAACUCUAAGAAAAUGGCGGGAGGCCUUAGAUCCAAACAAAUAACUAUCUUUCAAACUAAAAAAAAAAAAAAAAAAAAAUCCUAAUUACUCUUCUCUCUUUGCCUCUCCCCUUACAAUGCUCUUUUGUUUAAUUCUCUAGAACUAGAACAACUAACGUUAAUUAUUUCACCAAUGGGAUCUUCAUCAUAACCUUAAUUGUCAUUUUUCUUCCCCAUGGGAGGUUGCGUGUCCGUGUCCGCAAGAACAGGUCUCUACAAGAGGCGGAGGGACAUCAAGACAGUGACGACGACGACAGAGAUCAACCCCGGCACACCCCACAAGCUAACCCUCCGCCUCUCAGCCACUCUCAGGCCGACUGCGGUCCUUGAUGACCCCGUCGGCCAUGACAUCUUCUCAAACUACAGGUUUGGCAAGGAAUUAGGGAGGGGAGAGUUCGGAGUCACCUACCAAUGCUUCAAGCUCGACACAGGUGACACCUUCGCUUGUAAGAUGAUAUCGAAAAGCAAGCUCAAGACAGAAAUUGACAUUGAGGAUGUGCGAAGGGAAGUCCGGAUCAUGCGACAUUUGCCGGAUCAUCCCAACAUUGUCACGUUCAAGGAGGCUUUUGAAGACAAAGAGGCUGUUUAUCUUGUCAUGGAGCUCUGCCAAGGUGGUGAGCUUUUUGAUCAAAUUGUUAGUAAAGGCCAUUACACGGAGCGUGCUGCUGCUAACAUUACUAAGACAAUGCUCGAAGUUUGCAAGAUUUGCCAUCAACAUGGAGUGAUACAUAGGGACUUGAAACCAGAGAAUUUCUUGUUUAAAGAUAGCAGUGAAACUUCUCAACUUAAGGCAAUUGAUUUUGGACUCUCUGUAUUCUUUGAUUCCGGUCAGAGAUUCAAUGAAAUUGUUGGAAGUCCAUAUUACAUGGCUCCUGAAGUAUUGAGACGAAACUAUGGACCAGAAGUGGAUGUUUGGAGUACUGGGGUUAUCCUCUAUAUCCUGCUUUGCGGAGUUCCUCCUUUCUGGGCAGAAACUGAGGAAGGAAUUGCACAGGCAAUUAUUCGAGGUAGCAUCGAUUUCGAAAGGGACCCUUGGCCAAAGGUCUCUGCAAACGCAAAAGAUCUCUUGAAGUGCAUGCUUGAUCCCAAUCCUUACAGCAGGCUCACUGUUGAAGAAGUUCUCGAACACCCUUGGAUACAAAAUAUGGAUCGAGUUCCUAAUGUUAGCCUUGGAGAACAUGUCAGAAUAAGGAUCAAGCAGUUUUCAUUAAUGAAUAAAUUUAAGAAGAGAGUUCUUAGAGUGGUAGCUGACUACUUGUCAGAAGAAGAAAUAGAUGGGAUUAAACAAAUAUUCGAAUUGAUGGAUACUGAUAAAAAUGGAGAUUUAACAUUUGAAGAACUCAAAGAGGGAUUUUGUUCCAUUGGUCAUCCUAUUACUGAUUCUGAGGUGCAGAUGUUAAUAGAUGCUGCGGAUGCAGAUGGAACUGGUACACUAAACUGUGAAGAGUUUGUUACAGUAUCAGUGCACCUGAAGAAGAUAAGUAAUGAGGAAAAUCUAUCUCAGGCUUUCAGUUAUUUUGAUAAGAAUGAAAGUGGAUUUAUCGAGUUUGAUGAGUUGAAAGAAGCCUUGCUUGAUCACAAACUUGAUUUUGCCAAUGAUCAGGUUAUCCAUGACAUCUUAUUUGAUGUCGACUUGGAUAAGGAUGGUAGAAUCAGUUAUGAUGAAUUUAAAGCAAUGAUGGGAACAGGAAUGAAUUGGAAAAUGAGUUCUCGAAGAUACUCUAGGGCCUUGCUAACUGCCCUUAGCACAAAAUUAUUCAAAGACAAACCAUUACUGCCAAAAAAAUGUUUAAAAUCUGGUCCAUUGUGAACUCCACUUCCUUGUCAUCAACUCACAUCAAUUUUACUCCAUCUUACUUCCACUCCAGGCAAUAUUAAAUAUUUUUUUAAUAGAUUAAUAUGUAUUGAUGAUAAAUUAUAAAGAAGUUACAUAGUAGAGUAAGCCCCUCUUUUUUUUUUUUUUUUUUUUUCAUUUUUAAAUUUUGCAUUUAGUCAGACAUCUCAAUUUACUUUAUAAGUCAUUAAUAAAAGAGCAAUAUUAUAGGUACUAA
Molecule: messenger RNA, 2180 nt
Organism: Cannabis sativa
Lineage: Eukaryota; Viridiplantae; Streptophyta; Magnoliopsida; Rosales; Cannabaceae
Product: calcium-dependent protein kinase 24
Exons: 8
Coding region: 305-1939 (544 amino acids)
Biological process (GO): peptidyl-serine phosphorylation; intracellular signal transduction; protein autophosphorylation
Cellular component (GO): cytoplasm; nucleus
Molecular function (GO): ATP binding; calmodulin binding; calcium-dependent protein serine/threonine kinase activity
Source: RefSeq, a predicted model, not a curated record